Molecule: messenger RNA, 882 nt
Organism: Iphiclides podalirius (scarce swallowtail)
Lineage: Eukaryota; Metazoa; Arthropoda; Insecta; Lepidoptera; Papilionidae
Source: the annotation of a GenBank genome assembly
AUGACGCAGUCAUGGAAGCAGAAUGCGAGCUGUUGCAUCGGAGCACUUGGAGACAGAAACGAACAGCCCGAGCUGUUCUCGAGGUCCUGGUGUGGUGGGCUCUCAGCGCUGUACUGGCGAGUGCCGAUCUUCGUGUGGGCACUGACCACAACAAUCUGGUCUAUAUUGUGCUUUUGGGGCAGCACCGACAAGUUCUUACUGUACAUGACGCACUGGGGCCUGUUGCUGAUUCUAAUAGAGUCUUUCUUCGGCAUAAUCGCAGCUGGAAAGAAUUACUGUGAACUUUCAGGUCACACCACAACUUUAAGUACGAGCAAGGCAGUCAAUAAGAGGGCCAAAUCAUCCGAUUACGGCAGUUUUAAUGAACCGUUGAAAAAUGAAAAUAUGAAACCAGCGCUCCCGUGGUAUCUAAAAGGUUAUUGGAUACUCUACAACAUCUCCAUUCCCGUCGCCUUCUUAAUCACCGUCUUCUAUUGGGCGAUAUUAAAUACUUCUGUCAAGAAAAUAAACUAUGCACCGAAUCCAGUUCUAGACGUCAUGCUGCACGGCGUCAACUCUCUAGUGAUGUUGGUGGAGCUUACAAUGUCGGGGCACCCGAGUCGCCUGUUGCACAUAAUGCAACCGCUAUACUUCGCCCUAGUAUACUUGAUCUUCACACUCACGUACUACAUAGCGGGAGGUCUCGAUCCUUGGGGUCACGUUUUCAUCUACCCCGUCCUCGAUUGGUCGAAGCCGGAACAGACGCUCGUUGUGGCGGUGCUAACCGGGCUCUUCCUGGCUCUGAUGCAUGUGUUGGCGGUCGCCAUAGCAACAGCACGCGACCUAAUCGCCCGGCGAUGUUUUACCACACCAUCUGGAGUAUACAACGACGGAUUUGAACCU